AUGUCUAGCUCGAGUGGCUCCCCAGGUCGACGACCUGAGGUGGACUCAGCUGGAUUCAAUUGGAGAUCGGAAAUGGAUACGAGCAUCGACUUUGACGAGGCGGCUGGUAUCGCAACGUUUCCUUUUGGCAAUAGAUAUUCUAUACGCGAACUUCUACCAGGGUCGAAAAACGCCGUCACCAAGGCACUGAAAACGUCAUCGAAGCUCUCAUUGCGUGGCUGCUCGGCUCGGGGCCAGAGUUACGUGUUCCUCAUUUCAGAAACCAUAGAACACCAUGUCAGAGCUCCUUACGGCGGCGGUCCUUAUGAUGGCCCUAGCUGCACAUGCCGACAAGAUGAGCGGAGUGUUGGACUUCAACACCCUUGCCGACAUACGCUUUGGCUUUGCGAUCAGAUACUGAGUCAGCUAGUCCCAUUACAAAGUGACCCUCACAGCUGGCGAGAAGAUGGAUAUACCACGAAACACGGUAAUGUUUGCGACUUCAUAUCCGACUUUCAUUUCGACGUAUUAGCCGACAGUCUUCGUUGCGAUAUCGUGGCGGGAGAGUCUUCAGGGCCCAGACCACACAGAAUUCAGACAGCCCGCGAGGUCCUCGCAACAUUGUCUGGAAGCCCCGUCGACCAGUAUCGGCCAGACCUCACAAGUGAGUCUGAAGAAAAGACAAUAGUGAAGGAAGGCGACCUGGAGGCAACCAUAUUCCGCAUGUUGCUUCAGAGCGACUCGCUACUCUCAUACUUCCUAGCAUUGAUGCGAGAUCACGAGCGACUUAAUCCUCGGUUCAGGCGAUUCCGCGAUCGUGCUGACUCUGCACUAGAGGCCUUCGACAAGUAUAUCAAAGCUUCGGAUCUAAGGAGGGUUGAACUGUCGAAGGACCCACAGUGGUGCUACAAAACGUUCAAAGACAUCUCGAAGCAAAUCAGGUCUAUUAUCCUUUAUUCUGAGAGGGAUCUCGACGCCUCCGAUCGACGUGCCGCAGCCAGUACUUUAGUCUAUAUCUUGGAUCAAGUCGUCAGUCGCAAUGAAGACCAUGAAGUUAGACGCGGUAAUCCUGACGAAGGUCAACUGGAGAAUUCGAGAAAGAUCAACCUCUGCAAAGAACUCAUUGUUGAGUCAAGCCACGAUUUUAUUCUCGAUAUCUUAGAUGAACUUCAAGAGUCUGUCAGCCAUUUGCUGCCCGAGCUAGAUCGAAUCGAGCGAGUCCUCGCCAACACCAACGUUCCCGCGUCUUAUUGCAAUAAACUCAGGGAUAUAAUCAUACGCUUGCGCAGUGUGCGAUCUAGAGUAGAAUCCGGACCUACGGAGAGCUCUCGGAAGCGUACAAGUCAUGAUGGCGACCGCCCCCCAAAACGUGUCAAAUGA
Messenger RNA from Xylaria bambusicola, 1359 nucleotides. RefSeq lists its product as uncharacterized. The coding region runs from base 1 to 1359 and encodes 452 amino acids. Lineage: Eukaryota; Fungi; Ascomycota; Sordariomycetes; Xylariales; Xylariaceae. The record is from RefSeq and is a predicted model, not a curated record. The transcript has a single exon.